CGUACGAACAGCAAGAUUUUAGUACCGGAAUAAAAAUGGCGAUGUACACAAAUAAAUUGGUACGGUGCUCCCGGUUCGGACCGACUUUUAUCGCGACGGUGCGAAAUUUCAGUGCUGAUAGUGGCCGAAAGUGGUUCCUGCCUUCCUCGGUGAAAUAUUUGUGUCUGAUUGGGGGCAGCCUGGUGGCCCUCGGCUGCGCCCAGUAUCGCCAUCAGCCAAGAGUGUACGCACUCCAGCUGCGAAAGGAUGAGAUCGCCGAUAAGGCCAUCAAGCUAACGGCCCGCGAACGCCGCUUCAUCAAAUUCGCCUCGGUUGAAUUCGACGGUCAAAUCUACAUGACGCCACAGGACUUUUUGGAGUCAGUCGUGGAACAGGAGCCGAGACCACGCCUGAAGCGAAAAUCGCUAACUCCAGAUGAGGUGCAGAAGCUGAAGGACUUCACGCCGCAACUCAAACACGGAUCUUCGCAGCUGUUCCGCAGUUUGCGCGAUAAAGGAAUAAUAUCUUACACGGAGUACUUAUUUCUUCUGUCUGUUCUAACCAAGCCACACUCCGGAUUUCGAAUUGCCUUCAAUAUGUUCGACACGGAUGGAAACCAACGCGUGGAUAAGGAUGAAUUUCUUGUGAUACGUCAACUGCUCGGAGGAUCGCUCAAGGAUCGUGACCUAGAUGAAGCGACAAGAAAAGCUCUGUUGCGUCUGGUUUCGACCACUGCGCAAGCAAAAUUUCUGCUGCGCCAGUACCGUCCAGAUAAAUCCACAGACGCUCGACAGCAGCGACCACAUGGGGAACACAAUCUACAGCGAGCUUCCCCGGCUAAGGGAGGUAAAAGUUUCAUGGAGAAGAUAUUUAGCUUCGCUUGGAAGGGUAAACGUGGAAUAGAAAACCAGGAAGGAGAAGAACCCGGAGAACAUGACGACUACGUGGAUGAUGAACAAGGCUUGCAAAGAAAACACAAAGUGGACACAACGCUACAGAUUCACUUCUUCGGCAAAAAGGGAAACCAAGAUCUGCAGUACGAUGGUUUUUACAACUUCAUGAAGAAUUUGCAAACCGAGGUACUCGAAUUGGAGUUUUGUGAAUUUUCCAAGGGUCACGAGCGUAUUUCGGAGGUGGACUUCGCCAAGAUCUUACUUAGAUAUACUUACUUGGAUACUGACGAAUAUGACAACUACCUGGAUCGUCUGCUGGACAGAGAAGCCAAGGAGAAAGGAGUGUCCUUUGAUGAAUUCCGUCAAUUCUGCCAGUUUCUUAACAAUCUUGAUGACUUCUCGAUUGCCAUGAGAAUGUACACUCUCGCCGAUCAACCAAUUUCGAAAGAUGAAUUCGGUCGCGCUGUUAAGAUCUGCACCGGCUCGGAGCUGAACAAGCACCUGAUCGAUACCGUUUUCGCCAUCUUCGACGAGGACGGCGACGGUUUGCUGUCAUAUAAGGAGUUUAUCGCCAUCAUGAAGGACCGGCUGCAUCGCGGUUUCAAAGUAAGUCACUACCAGCACGUAGUCGAAGACUACUUGGAGGAUAUCGACAAGGGUACGGUGCACGCCAAUAACUUUCGCCAGUUACUGAAGAUGCGCUCACGUGCUUGCCGCCGGCUUAGACGGUAUUUGAUUUAUUUCUAUAACCAUCCGGAUCACGGGUACAAUCCGGAGCACGAUUAUCGUUAAGAAUGGAUGCUUCUGGCGUAGGACAUGUAGCAGUAGUUUAAGUUCUAAAGUUGUUUGUCUGAGAGUGGGAUGAAGUCUGGCUGUUUGGUAAACGGUAGUAUUUCGACAGUUUGUUAGGGGAUCUCAUACAUUCACUUCCUAAGUUAUGCACUGUGCUUACUGUUCUAUAUCAUAGCUGUAGCGAUCCUAGCGUAUUUAUUGGUGUUUGACGUUAGUUUUAUUUGAUAAGAAUAUUAAGAGUACUACGGUAAUUAUGAUGAAAUUUUGAGUUCUCUUUUUUCUUAAAUUCGUAAAAUAUCUUAGGUAAAAUUUUUUUUAGGAACGAAUGACAGCCACGGUUAAAGUCCCUUAAAAAAAAUUAGCUUAAAUUUACAGUAUUACUAAGCACCAAAACAACUGAUGACAGUAUAAAACAAUCUCACUAAUGUGUUUGCUCUAUCGCCACUUGGAAACUUCUGACUCAAUCAAAAUGACUUCCACGACAAUGUUAUAGAACUAAGAGUGAAUAUAAAUAGACUGGAAGAAAAAAACGUAGUUAUAUUAUAUUGUAUAAAUUGUAGUAUGCGAAUAUACUUAGGCGCGAUUAUCUCUAACCAAUCGUUCUUUUCAUCAAAUUCUUAGAAAUUGUUUAAAGAGCUAUGGAGUGAUGUUUGAUUAAUGAUCUUUUUUUAUAUGUAAUAGAACAUUUUAUUUAUUUUGCCCAAAAUUUAACAAUGAAUAAAUAGUAUUAGAGCUUUGAUUUCAUUUGGUAGAAUUCAGAAUUCUUAAGGUAAGACAGACUUUUAAGAUUGUAGUCUCAAGUUAGGAUGUAAAUCUGGGGAAACAUCAAAUUCUUGGACCGUUCAAAAGUAAUGAGAAAAUAGAUAGCGUGGUUCAAACAAGAUCCUGAAAUAUAUGCUAAUCUUAUCGUUCAUUUGAUAACAUUCUUUGAGGGAAGCGAAACUUAAUUGCAAGUUAAGGUUAUCUGAACAGGUUAAAUUCGUAUGAAUUAUAGGACAACAGGGCAAAAAAGAAGUUUUGAAUUGCCAACACAUCAGCUAAGUUUCAUUCUUUUAUAACAAAAUUCUGUAUUCUGACUCCUUGUGGUUUAUCUCGUAUUCGUAAUUUAACUUAACAUUAGGUAUGUUGAUUUGUCAGAAGCUUCUAGUAUUAGCAGUUCAAUUUCCCUAAGACUUCGUCUCACUCUCACUCAAGCCAUUUUUAUCCUUUUCAACGAUCGGUAAGUAACGCUAUGUUGUGACUUACAAUUAUGUUUCUUAUAAUUUACGUUAUUUUGUAAAUACUAUUUGUUCUCAAUAUUUUUGUUUUAGUAAAUAAUAUAUUUAUAUGACUGGUAUGAUUGGUGAACAAAUAUACCUUUACAAAACUA
Wyeomyia smithii (pitcher-plant mosquito) is the source of this 3033-nucleotide messenger RNA. It is a transcript of the gene MICU3, whose product is annotated as calcium uptake protein 3, mitochondrial. NCBI's taxonomy places the organism in Eukaryota, Metazoa, Arthropoda, Insecta, Diptera, Culicidae. The record is from RefSeq and is a predicted model, not a curated record. Gene Ontology annotation, molecular function: calcium ion binding. The transcript is spliced from 11 exons. Gene Ontology annotation, biological process: calcium import into the mitochondrion; mitochondrial calcium ion homeostasis. Bases 36 to 1664 code for a protein of 542 amino acids. Gene Ontology annotation, cellular component: uniplex complex.